Salvelinus sp. IW2-2015 is the source of this 2449-nucleotide messenger RNA. The record is from RefSeq and is a predicted model, not a curated record. NCBI's taxonomy places the organism in Eukaryota, Metazoa, Chordata, Actinopteri, Salmoniformes, Salmonidae.
GGAGUAAAACAAACAUACAGUCAAUAAUACAGUAGAAAAAUAAGUCUAUAUACAAUCACAACAUAGUUGGCUUAACAGCUUUACAAGCUAUCAUUCAAUUGGAAAGGUGAGCGCUCAAAGAAAGCACCUCUUGUAGACAGGUAAAAACUCAAUGGCAAAUAUAUUUUCCUUCCUCUUCUUGAACAUCCAUUUAAAGUCCAAGUUUCAAAGGUCAAUUUGAAUUACCAGAAUGUAAAUGAAUGCGUCCUAGUUUCAUAAUGAGUUUGUUAUAAAAAGUGUGAAUCAGCCAUGACCUAAGUCAACCUCAGUGRGUGUGUGCCUUCAACUGUAGUCUCGCCCUUUGUGAAUCAGUAAAAGUUUGUAAUUGAAGCUAUUGUGUACUUGCUAUUGUCACAUACCUGGAGUAUGUCCCAAAUGGCACCCUAUAUUCUCUAUAUAAUACACUACUUUUGACUUUUGCCCUAUGGACCCUGGUCGAGAGUAGUGCUCUAUUUAGGGAAUCGGGUUCCAUUUGAGAAACAGCCCAGGUGCAUUCCAUGCCCUGUUUGCUUGCUCCACUCCCCCACCCCGGGGAAUGCGACUGACUUCCUUGUAGAGCAGGGUUGUGGCUCACUCACUGCUGUCACCAAAGCAUGCAGCUCUCACUACCAUCCUGAGGGAGACUCAAGGUGCUCAGGUGGAAUACUUUACCAGGAACCUAUAACUGACCAUAGGAUUCUCUUCUUGUUUAUGUUUUAAGUGUUAGAGGGAGAACCUGAGGAGGAUGUUGUACACAGAGUUUCUGCGGUUGUGGGAUGAGGCGGUAAAGGCAGUGGAUGCCAGAGACUGGCAGGGAGCCCUGUCUAAACUCAACCAGAUCACUGAACCUACCUCCCGGACUCUGUUUCUGACCGCCUCUGCUCACCUCGCCUUGGGGCAGCUGGAGCCUGCCAUCCAGGCUCUAGACCAGACCAUAGCAAAGGAUGAGCGACUUGCAGUUGGCUUUUUCCAAAGAGCUGGAGCAUUCAUGAGUCUUGUAUAACACAGCAGCUGUCCACUCUAGACUGGACCAGUUGGACAAAGCCCGGGACAUCCUGAUCUCAGCCUCCCAGGAGAAAGGAAGAGGGGGGAGAGGAGGGAACAUGGAGGUGGCUUUAGACAUGAUCUCUAGGGGAGAGGUGCUGCCUGUCCUCCUGGUGCCAGAGGGGCAGGUGUUCCGCCCCAGGAAACAGGACGUAGAACAGCUGGGAGAGAGAGACUUCCUGGGCAAACCAAAGGUCAUUUCCUCUAUGAUUCCCAAUGAUGACUUUGGUGGAUUUGAACCUCUCAGGGUUCAGAAACCUGGAUACUACGAGCCCAAGGUGGAUAGAGUGGAGGAUACUCGCUACAUGCGUCUGCGUACCCCCUACAUAUCCGGGGGCCCUGGUCAGCUGACGGUGCCAGGGGGAGCCAUGGUGUUUGUCUUCAGUGAUAUGGAAAGAGAUGGACUGGCCACGGUCAUACACGAUGGACAGAAAGGACUUGUCCCCACGACACUGCUAGACCCCGUGGAUGUCAAGAAGUCCAAAGGCAGGAGAAAUUAUAAAAGUAUUCCCAGUGGGAUCCCCCUCCCACCGGGCCUCAGGCCGCCCACUCGCCCACAGAACCAGCCCAGCCCCAUUGCAUCUCCUCAGGAGAGCCCAAUUAGACAGGCACCACCACCAUCCUAUGCCUCUGCCACCCACUCACCAAACAGCUCCACCCCGCUACGCAAGUACACAUCCACAGUAGACAGCCCCACUGAACUGGAUCCCACUUCACCCCAGGGAGCAGAGGCUGGGUCUGUGGUGGUAAAGGUGCAUUACAGAUACACCGUGGCUCUGAGUGUCCCUUUAGGCACACCGUACGAUGAACUACAGGAGAGAAUUGCUCACAAAUUGGGGCAGCCAGCCUCACACUUGCGCCUCAGACACAGGCAGCAUGGCUCCCAGGUGCUGAAGCCUCUGGAUGGGGAGGAGGGGCUCAGGGCCCUGCUGGAGGUGGCAGAGGCAGGCAGAACCACACUGUGGUGCCAGACUGAGGACCGCCUGGACAACCGUACCAUUCUCUACCAGAUGGUGGCACUGUAUGACUAUGCAGCAGACGGCCCAGAGGACUUGGAGUUCAGUGAGGGAGACUCUAUUGACAUUCUCAGUGAAGUCAACGAGGAGUGGCUGGAGGGACACUGUGCUGGUUACAUUGGCAUCUUCCCCAGCUGUUUUGCCUACCGGGAAGAAGAGACCCCCACAACCAGGGGUGCAACUUUCACUGGGGACGGGGGGGGUCAUGUCCCCCCCACAUUCUGAAAUUGCAUUUUUACCCCCCCCCCCGUGUUUUUUCAGUGCAAUGUGAGUUUUUAUUAGUCAGUAUGGCAAUGUAACUUUAUUGAUUUGUCAGUUUCCCUAAUUCCCUACUUUUCACACUGACACAGUAAUAAACAGCUCUAACAUUC